AUGUUGAUCACAGACUCGCUGAUCUUUGAGCCCGCGCGGAAGCGCGUGUCGAGGCGCUGGCCUCGGUCACCUUCGAGCCCACCAAACAGGUCGUCAACUCGAUCUCCGACGGCCUCUACACCCAAGGCCUUCUCAUCGUCUUCCAUUUCGCGCGCUAGAGCUGCAUCAGAACUUCCGCCAGAAGCGUUUAGAGUGGGUUGCGCGGUUGGGACUCAGCAUCGGCUUGCUCAAUGCGAGGAGGAUCUAGUGCUCGACGAUCUUGCACCUUCACCUCGCCAACACUUCGCAGCCUACAUGCACUUGCACCGCGAAGGUGUCGCGAUGACUGCUGCUUCACAUGGUGGAAGCAGGAAAAGCGAAGCCCCUCCUCUGACGGAGCUGCGCAGGGGCUCAGCUCAGACUCUACGGCUUGAUGUUGAUGGGCUGGAUCUAGGCGGUGAGCGAGUGGAAGGUAGCAGUGUGGCCUCAUCUUCUGGCUACGUCGCGCUCGAAAGCGCUGCUUGGACGCUACCCGCACCCAAGUACGAGGACGCGUCUGCAUCAAUCACCGAAUGCGGCGACCGCUCCCCGAAUGACCUCAGUCAAUCGCCGCCUGCAGGGAGACAAUGGAGACACAUGUUUGAUUGCGAGGAGCGCCACGACUCGGAAGAUACAUUUGCGGCUCACUUGAGGCAUGACUGCGUUCACGCUCAUCCCAUCCACAACGCCGAGACCAUCCUCGACGCACAGACGCGUGAGCGUUUGCUUGAAAAUGGACAGCAUGCCGAUGGCCUUGGGAUUGAUGCUGGACCUGGCGCCGGGCUUGUUCCCUCGAUCAGCCAGCGAGCGUGGCAGUCGUCCCCUGCGGAUCACGAACAAGUGUUGGGUGGAUUUGCGAGCUUGGGCUUACCGAUGGGAGUAGCUCGCUCAGUGACCAGCACCAAAGGUUCCUCCAUGCAAGGUGCUUCGUCAGCUUCUAGCACGCCUGCGUUGGAAGCGCAAGCCUUCACGAGCAGCGCACUGCGAUGCGCCACGCUCACCCCUUCGAGAUACGAUGCCAGUGAAACUCUGGACCUCUUGACGAUCGAGGAGAUGGGCCAGCACAGUAUCAAUAUCGGCAGCGCCUCCGAUUGGAUCGGCACCCGAAUGAGCAGCUCAGCAACACAAUCGAAAGGCUGGUCAGUUGCACGAGCCACCACAAGGGCGCGUAAGUGGAUAGUCGCUCCGCUGGGUACGGACGAUGAUGCAAGCCAACAGCUGCGAGCUUCCCGAGCAUUCGUCGUCUCCGACCACGUUCCUGGCUCUCGCGCAGAAAACUUUGUCGGCAGUCAAAGUUCUGGAUCGGCCUUUCAAGCCACCCCUACAGCGCCUCCGAUCUUCGAGCUUCGUCCUUUGCGUCCGAUGGGCUCGCCCUUCGCGACUCUUUCGGAGCACACCACUAUUCUUGCGAGUCCUUUGGUAUAUCGAAGUCUCCUGACAGACCGAGGACUGUCAGCAGAGCAGACUCGGAAGCCUCUCACCUCGUCGACCCUCGCCGAGCGACGCCUAGCCUCUAUCAGACACGACCCGCUCCCUUUGGUCGAAGCCAGGCGACCAUCACUCGGUAAAAGCUUUUCGACGGAAGCGUUACCUCUGGGAGCCACGUCGCAUGCAGCGACCCCCACGCCACAGAUUGAGGGCGCGGCUAGCCCAACACGCCACAGCACGCCAGCUAGUGCUUUCGCUCCAGUAGACUCUCUCGAUCAUCAUAGCUCAGAGGGUUACCCGCCCUCGAAGGACAUGACUGCUCGUUUCUCCAACUACAAGUUUGGUGUCGCGCAGCCGUCUGCUGGUGCUGCGUCGAUCACGCGCACUGACACGCUCAUGCCACCAAACUUCGAUGAUCUCCAUGAUUACUCGCCCCGGACCUCCUUGACGUACUCGUCAGCAGAAGCUCGCAAUGCCCUGAUCCAACCUCCGGUGAGCACACCUAUGAAUGUGCAUGCUUCGGAGCGCAAGUCCCGCGGCGCCGACAAGCGACUCGCCGACUGGUUCAGGAAACGACGAGUUCCUGGAUCUGGCUCGUCGCCCGCGGGUUACAGCGGUGCACCUUCAGUGAACGAGAUGGAUGCCGAGUCCUUGAGUGUCACAAAGGACUCGGGGCUCCUUUCAGCAUCAAUCUCUUCAGAUUCUGGCACGCCUCUCGAUGCGACGCGGAUGAGCAGCGAAGCACCACGCAUACCUACGCGUUCUUCCGCGAGAUCGAUGGCAGCUCCUCCCUCGAAGCGAAACGAGCCGAUUCAGCAAAACUUUGAUUUUCUUGGCAGCAAUGACAAAUCUGCGCGAGACUUGAAGAAGCAUCAUGUCUACAUGCGAGGGGAGCCUCUCCGCAAGGCGCUGACGACCCAGCAGUUGGACAAUGACUCUGGCUACGCGGCGAUGACCGGCGUGCAGGCUGGAAGAGACAGCCUGCACAGGGUCCGCAGCACAUCUGAAGACGUCGCGCUUGGGAAUCUCUCCGUCAAAGCUCCAUUGCGAGGCUCGCCGCUCAAUGCAUCAUCAAGCAAAGCUACAACCCUGACGACGGAAGGUGCCGGCACAGCUGAUACAAUGGGUCCGAGUCACAGCCGGCACAAAACACUCAGGCGACCUCGCUCGAUCGCUUCGGGAAUGAUCAGCCGGACUGCAAAGUCUACGCCUACAUCUGAAGACUUCUCGCUGCUUGCUGAAGUGCUCGCGCAAGAAUCAGCCUCGUCCAGAAGCCCAACAUCAGAGGCGCAGUACUCUUCGAACGAUCCCUUUGUGUCGGGAGAUAAUGGAUUCGUCGCUUCGAGCUGGGCGCUGAACAACGCAUUGCUAGGAACUGACGCGGAUGCAUCUCAAGCAGCUUCUUUGAUCAUGAUCAUACCGUUAUUCUCCGCGAUGGACGCAGAAAAGCAGAUUGCACGUCCUAGAAGGUAUCUGCGAAUCGCUUACGUAUCCUUCGAUGCGAAUAUGCUAGGUGCGAGCCCUGUCAAUGCCUUCUCCUCUUCACAACGCGAACCUCGCGGUGCAUCUACCCCACCUCUGCAACUUCCUGCCGCUAGCCUAGGCUCGGACUCGCACCAUCCAGCGUGGUAUCGCAAGCUGGCAUCUGCACUUGGCCAUCACGCCUCAGAGCACGUCUCCAUGAGCGAAAAGGACUCUGCCAGCACCGCCGAAUGGUCGUCUCCAGAGAAAGCCAAACCUGCGACUCUGCAGCCUCGACGUCGUUCACCUACCGUUGGUCCCUUCCGCGUUACGGCGCUCGUCUUGCCAGGCUCGGAUGAUGCCUUUGGAAAGGAGCCCGUGCCUGACUUGCCGGAGCCUUUCACCUUUCCGCUCGUACUCGCGCUGUGCGAUGCUCGACGCAGUGUCGAGUUUGUUCCCGAAGGUUGGGCCGCUCUUGGUCUGACCGAGGGACCGAUUCCUGGAGGCUGCGAGGGCUGCGCAGAUGAGUUGGUAGGCACCAACGAAGGCCGACACGAACAGCCAGAAGCGCUGCAACGUAUCGCAGACCUCGUCAUCGCCGGCUGCUCUGCCAUCAUGGACCUCUGA
Molecule: messenger RNA, 3534 nt
Organism: Ceraceosorus bombacis
Lineage: Eukaryota; Fungi; Basidiomycota; Exobasidiomycetes; Ceraceosorales; Ceraceosoraceae
Source: the annotation of a GenBank genome assembly